Messenger RNA from Acanthamoeba castellanii str. Neff, 2313 nucleotides. RefSeq lists its product as uncharacterized. The transcript has 5 exons. Lineage: Eukaryota; Discosea; Longamoebia; Acanthamoebidae. Bases 1 to 2313 code for a protein of 770 amino acids. The record is from RefSeq and is a predicted model, not a curated record.
AUGGCUGAGGUUCGAUUUCUGAUUGAGAUCUCGGAAGCUUUGACGGAGGUUACGUACAAGAAGGGCAGCGUCAAGGACCGAUUUCGAGAUUUGCCCUGGCACAACCUCGAGUACUUCCACAUCGUCCUCAAGGAGGCCCUGCAAGACGCGGCAGAGCAGACCCGCUUGGCGACCUCGCAACAUCGAGAUGUGCGGUGGGGCCUCUGCGCCAUCGCCGUGCCUCUCAUCAUCAAAGAGGACCUGCCCGAGCUGCAUACCCGGCUGUCCACCCUGCUACGUCACCAAGAGGAAGAGUUGGCGGUGUUCGGCGGCAGCAUCACCGAAGAGACCGUCCUACGUUUGGUGCAUCUGGUGAAGUUGACACAGCACUUCAUGGACGAGAUGCAGCUCAGGACCCUCCUGGGACACAUGAGCCCCCUGACCAGUUCUUCCUACACCGGCUCCCGCCUACAGAAGUACGCGCUGAUGCGACUGCUGACGAUCGUCGGCGAGUCGACCAAGUACAUGUCGCCGCACCUCAAGGCCGCCGACCCGACCAUUCCCUGGAAGAACAUCGAGAAGGUGCGCGAUUUGCUGGGCCACGUGAGCCGCGUGCCGAUUCGCGAGGCCGUGCAGAGCAUCCUCGAGGAGCGCGAGGUCCGGGGCGCCAACCUGGCCGAAGACGCCACCACCGCCGUUGCCGCCGGCCCGCCCAGCGAGGAGUCGGUUUGCCCACAAGUGACGACGACGCAAACAAUGAAGAACACGAAAGCGAAAGCGAAAGCGGCAGCGUUAAAGAGCGAAGAGGGAGAGGAGUUGGGAUUCGCGAGGACCGUGAUCCCUCUGCCGCCGAACCUGCUGCGGGACGUCUACGAGCGGGAGCUUGUCGCCCUCGGCCGCAAGUUCGACGCCCUGCGACGCCACCACGCGUCCCUCCUCUUCGAACCUCCCUCUGCGCAUCCAUUUUCGUUCAUCCUCUUGAUCACCAGCCUCGUCUUCAUCACUGCCACCAUCUUCUUAUGCUUCACCACAUCAGCAUCUUCAUCUUCAUCUUCAUCUUCUUCAUCACCAUCGUCGCUGGUGGCGGCGCUGGUGCUGGGCGGCGUCGUGUUUGGCGUUUCGGCUGCGGCGCUCUGGCGGCGGCGAGACGGCGGCGGAGGUGGGCCACAGCAGAGACGGCGGGACGCGGCGGCGCUCUGGCGGGCGCUGCCCCGGGCGGCCGCCUACGCGCCGCAGAGCCUGGCGCUCAAGCGCUACUCGAAGCUGAAGGAGCGCGAGCUCGAGGAGAAGAUCCGGCGCGACGACGACAACGCGAGGCGACACAACAACAUCGACGACGAGGUCGAGCUCAUGCUCCGCGAGCUCGUCACCGCCAUGCGUCAUAAGCGACUCGAAGGCGACGAAGGCGACAACGACGACAACGACGGCCACGACCAGGACGACGACGACGACAAGGCGGCGGCGGCGGCGGCGGCGGUGGAUGUGUACAGGCGGGCGCUGCGGAGGGAGACCCAGCUGGACAAGGCCCAGGCGAAGGAGCUUUGGGCGCUGGUGACGGACAAGACCGCGCGGAAGCGCUGGGCGGAGCGACUCUACGGCAAGGCCAGGUCCACAAAGCGGGUCAAGCCCAAGGCCCUCGACCACCACAACAGCGACGACGACGACGAUGACGAUGACGCCCACCACGCCUACGCUGACGCCGGCGAGGCCCAGUGCCGCGGCAAGACCGGCAACAGCCGGAAGCUGGCCCGUGUGCGCAAGCUGGUGGCGCUGCACCAGAACAGCACGCUCAACAAGGAGGGCAAGCGCAACCACCAUGACGGCGGCGGCGGCGACGAGCUGGGCAAGUUCGUGCUGCUUCGCAAGUUUCUGCAGAACCCGACGGAGAGCAAAGAGGACCAGUCCACGCUCUGCGUCAAGUUCAUCAUCGCCACCCUGCGCGAGGUCCAGCAGCUCAUGGCCGACGAGCUCCCGGCCUUCCUAGCCUGGGCGCUGCAUAGCGGCGACGACGACGGCGAUGAUGAUGAAGAGCGCCGGGUGGUCGAAGAGGCGACGAGGCAGAUCCGGGAGCACCCGCUGCUUCAGUACGCGCUGCACUUCCAGAUCGGGCUCUACGCUCUCUACGCCGCGCAGGUGAAGUGGUGGUAUCCGAGGCUGUUGGGCGUGGAGCACAUUGAGAUGAGGGACAGCGUGAUGCACGGCACGGGCCACUCCUACGAGCACCACCUCACCGACGCGGGCAUCGCUGGCAUGCUGGGCCACCUCGCCCUCAUGCUCCGUGCGCGAGCCGGUCUCGAGGCUGCCCUGCUCGACCUACGGGCCCACGCCACGUGA